Molecule: messenger RNA, 2229 nt
Organism: Nymphalis io (European peacock)
Lineage: Eukaryota; Metazoa; Arthropoda; Insecta; Lepidoptera; Nymphalidae
Exons: 3
Coding region: 1-2229 (742 amino acids)
Source: RefSeq, a predicted model, not a curated record
AUGGAUUGGUUUAAAUUGUUCACUCUUCUUGUAGCUGUUGCUUCCAUCUCUGUAAAGGCAGAUGGACCUAAGAAAAAGAUCCGCAUACAUCUACCACAGAAAGUGAAGCAUAUCCACCAUCAUAAGAAAAUAUACAUAACGAACCACCCUGCGUCCUCACAAUAUGCUCCGGCCUAUAUGCCGAGUGCCGAGGGCACAGUGGCGGUACCUACGAACGUUUUGCCAGUUAUGGCAAAUCUUGUACCAAUAAACUCCGUGGAUCUUUACGACGAAACUCAACCACGACUGCCCAAUAUCUCACCAGCAGCUUCGCAGCUCUUACCUUUGUACCAUGCUCGUGGAUACUACGGUCCAACCCCAGCUGGUAUAGAUGAAUCAGAUUACGAUACGGUUCCUGAGCCAGCUGAAUAUAUUUCCUCAUCUUUUUCAUCUCCGAGCGCGGGACAUCCUUCUAGUCAUCCUCCUAAGCGAGUAAAGAUUAUCAAAAUUAACGAACAACCUCGUAAAAAAGUAAUACGAAAGGUAAAGCCAAAACGAGUAGUUAUACGGAAUAAGCCUCAACCCCCUCCGCCAUCAGAGGGCGAACAUCCAGUAUCGACUUUUCAUGAACAAUUUUAUUCAGACAUUGACGGCUCUGGAACAAUAAGGAAAAUAAGAAAGCCUCCACGAGUAGAGAAAAUCGUGGAUGGUGACACAGAACAUAUUCAUACCUACAGCGAGGAACAUAUACAUAAAGUCAUACUGAAUGAUGGUCCAAAGAUUGGUAAUGUUGUUAGUGUUGAUCAUUUUAAUGGAGUAACUGGAAUUUCUGCUGGUCAAGGGAUAAUACCGUUUAAAAAUUCUCAAACUUUAAUAGCCAUACCGUCCCACUCUUUUGGUAAUAUAGGAUCUGUCGGUUCCUUAGGAAAUACGGGUCACUUUGAAUAUGCUGCAUAUAAUCCUCGCGAAGUUACACAUGAUCAUAUAUUUCAUGAUCAUGGAGAAAUUUCUUCAGAUAUAGAUUUAAACAAGGACUCUUUUGGUUUGCCACCUAAAGUUUCAUAUAAUAGUAAUGGCUUGAGAAUAAGUGGUUCACAAAAAAGACAUAAAAUCAAACAUUCUCAAAAAAGCAAAAAGAUUGCUAAGCCGACAUCGAAUGAUUUCUCUUACUAUGAGAGCAUUUAUUCUCCUAGCAGUAGACCAAAUAAAAUACAGAGGCCCUCAUUGACCGUACCUUCGUUCGAAGUUUCUGGUGAGGCAAACUUUGAAGAUUAUAGGCCUAUUCCCGAUUUUGGAUACAAAGAAAAUAAAAAGCCUCGUAAUUCAGUAGCCACAUAUUAUGGAAAAUCAUCAAAUGAUUAUCGACUGCAACAAGCAAGUGCUCCAGCUCCAUUUUCUGUGUCAUCGACCGUAGUACACGAAUAUAAACCUAAAAGAUUUUUGGGAUCAGCUUCUGCACCUUCAAGCUUAUCAAAAAUUAGAGACCCGUUCGCUAAUUUCAAAGAUACAUAUGCAAAUAACUUUGAAUACGACACGUAUGCUUCCUCAUCAAAUGUUUAUGCUUCUGAAGAUAAAAAUGACGUUGGCUUUUCGAAUCAAAGUAAAGGGAAGGGAAAUAAAAAGUCAAUAUCAACCCAAAACAUUAGAUUUGGCAACCAAGAUCAUAUAACAUACGUUGAUCAUUUGGAAGAUGAAAGUUUUGCAGGCGACUUUGACAGCGAUGGCCCAACAGCUUUAGAAAAUGUCGAUCAAUUUGAUCAAUCACAAAAUAGUGAAUCAGUGACAACGGGAGCGUACACGAUAAAAGACUCUUCUUCAGCCCACCAGUAUUACUCUAUGAUGGCUGCGAAGGCUCUUCAAAGUGAACAAAUAUCUGUGCCUGAAGCUUCCAAUGAUAAUUUUCAAUACGCUGAAGCGCCGACUCCUUCAACGACAGAGUUUACAUCUUUAGCGACCUCUGUCAUACCUAGUUCAAAUAUUUACAGUUUUCAAAGUACAGAAAAUCCCCACACCGAAUCUCCCAAAUACAUACCUGAGAUAAAAUCGAGUAAUAGGAAUAAAGAGGCGUCUCGUCAACCGAAUUAUAGCAAAGUCCUCUUGGAACCUAGGAAUCGUUUUAUGAUAAAAGAUAUUCAGGCUCCAGCGAGAGAUUACAGAACAAGAGCGAUACAAAGCCAAGAGUCGGCUCGAUCACAGGAUGAAGAGGCUGCGACCGUAAGAGGAAAACUUAAAUAUGGUGAUAAAAUUUAA